Molecule: messenger RNA, 1996 nt
Organism: Arachis ipaensis
Lineage: Eukaryota; Viridiplantae; Streptophyta; Magnoliopsida; Fabales; Fabaceae
Product: Putative AT-hook DNA-binding family protein
Biological process (GO): vegetative to reproductive phase transition of meristem
Cellular component (GO): nucleus
Molecular function (GO): DNA-binding transcription factor activity; minor groove of adenine-thymine-rich DNA binding
Source: RefSeq, a predicted model, not a curated record
AUUCACCGCCCACACACACACACGGAUAUGUUACCCGAAACCUUCGAUCUAUAUUUUUGUUAUUUCCAAUCCAAUCCAACCCUAAACUCUGCACGAAACUCGCUGCUACCUAUUUUCUUUUUCUUUCUUAUUAUUAUUAUUCUUGCAUCAAAAGGAAGUAGUAGUAGUAGCAGCAGUAGUAGUAGUUUCCAUUUUUCACAGCCUACGCCACUGAGCAUCUAUCGCUGGAUGAUCGAAUUUCAAGCCUCAAAGGUUUUAGUUAAGUUGUGCUGCAAGAAAGAAGCGAAGAUCGAAGAGAGAUAUAUAUAGAGAAAAAAGCUGGCAAGCUUGAUAUAUAAGAAGAUCUUCUUAAUAGAGUGUAUAGAGUUAUAAUAAUGGAUCCAAUUACAGCACACGGCCAUUCACUUCCACCACCAUUCCACACAGCAAGAGAUCUGUUGCACCACCAUCAGCAACAGCAGCAGCAGCAGUUUCACUCCUUACAGCAGCAGCAGCAACAAACAGAAGACGAGCAAAGCGGAAGCAGCGGAGGCCUCAACCUCGCUCAGAAGAGGGAAAGAAACAUUUAUCAUAAUUAACCUAACUCAUAUACUAUAAUUAAAGACGGAACACCUGGAGGAGGAGGAUCCGGUGAAACCGAAAUGACAAGAAGACCGAGAGGAAGACCAGCUGGAUCCAAGAACAAACCCAAGCCACCGAUCAUCAUAACCCGCGACAGUGCCAAUGCCCUAAAGACGCACGUCAUGGAGGUUGCAGACGGUUGCGACAUCGUUGAGAGCGUCUCAAACUUCGCAAGGAGGCGCCAAAGAGGGGUUUGCAUCAUGAGCGGCACCGGCACCGUCACCAACGUCACACUCCGACAACCAGCUUCCUCUGGAGCCGUCGUCUCCCUCCAUGGAAGGUUCGAGAUCUUGUCCCUGGCGGGAUCCUUCCUCCCUCCUCCUGCUCCACCUGCGGCCUCCGGCUUGACCAUAUAUCUAGCCGGAGGGCAAGGGCAGGUGGUCGGAGGGAGUGUGGUGGGGACACUAAUUGCUUCCGGCCCGGUGGUCAUCAUGUCCGCUUCCUUCAGCAACGCUGCGUAUGAGAGACUUCCUUUGGAGGAAGAGGACCCUUCCAUGCCCUUGCAAGGUUCUGGCGGUGGCGGCGGCGGCUCAAUCGGGUCCCCCGGUGGUGGUCAGCAGCAUGCGCAGCAGCAGCAACAGCAGCAGAUGUUAGGAGACGCAACUGCUCCACUCUUCCAUGGUUUGAAUCCGAAUCUUCUGAAUUCAGUUCAGAUGCCAACGGAAGCUUUCUGGAAUACUCCUGGUCGCUCUCCUUAUUGAUCAUCACAAUCAUCAUCAUGAUAUGGAACAGUGUCUUUGUAAGUUCCAUUAUUAUUAUUAUUAUUACUAUUCCACCGUGUUAGUUCCUUGUUUAAUUAUUUCUUCUUCCAUUAUCUUCCCUUUCUUAUCAUCAUCAGCUUCUUCUUCUUUGGGUGUUUAAUUACUUAGGAUCCGAACUCAAGCUAGUGGAAUUGAAUAGGAAUGUUGACUGAGGUUCUAUCUUCUUAUGCGCUUAAUUAUUAUUAUGUAGCAUUUGCGUGUGUUUUUUGAUAAGACUGCUGUAAUUAAAUUGAUGCAUCUUCUCUAUAAUAGUUUAGUUGGUGGGUUUGAUUUUGUGUUUAAUUAUGACAAGAAUAACGGAGGUAGGUGGUGAUGAAGUACAUUACAUCUUGCUUCUAUCCAAUCCACUUAGCUUAAUUAGCUUGGAGAUGUACAAGUAGUUGAAGAAAUUAGCAGUACAAUUAAGUAGUUAUUAGUAGUGUUUAGUAGCAGUCCUAGCUAGGAAUAAUGGAAGCUAAUUCGGAAGGAAGCAAUUCUACUGAGCAAGUUUAAUUUUCCAGUUCUGGUGGCGGUGCUUACUGAUGGUUGCAGCUGACACGGGCUAGCUACUUCUCUAACUGUAUGUUAUGGACCACGGUGAAUUGAAUUAGAUGGUGAUGAUCAUGAUUGUUAUU